ACUGACAGCAGCCGGCCUCUGCCACCUCCCGAGCAGGGACCUCAACACCAGGCCACCGGCGUUACGGGUCCCCUGUCAGGGCGCGGCUGUACCCUCGCAGCCCCUGACAGCCCGAAGACCCGCACCGUGGACCCUCCGGUGGGCGCUGCUGCAGCUGCUCCCGCACCGGGAUCCGCACGACACAGCCGCACUCCCUUCUAUCUCCCGGCCUGUUUCUUAUACAGGGGGAGACCGCCGGCGGAGGGAGAGGCACCAGCCGCCCUCCCCCGAGGCGGAACCUGGGCCAGACCAGCCCAGCCCUGGGAAGGCGCGGCGUCGGGCUGCUUUCGGCCGCGGUCAUGUCGGGCGGAGAGGGUCGGCGGGCGGCAGGCCAUGCCCAUUUGGAUAGCAGACCUACAGUAACCACUACAGAUGGAAAUCAGAACAUCACAGAAGUAGAUGCGCUUGAUGUAAGGCAAACCCUUGAUCCUGCAAUGCAAUACAAAAUGAACCAUCAAAGAAGAGGAAUUGCAUUAAUCUUCAAUCAUGAGCACUUUUUUUGGCAUUUAAAACUGACAGACAGACGUGGCACUCUUGCAGACAGAAACAAUUUAAAAUGCAGUUUGACAGACCUUGGGUUUGAAGUCAGACAUUUUGAUGAUCUGAAAGCAGAAGAUGUGCUGCAGAAAAUUUCUGAAGCCUCCAAGGAUGACCACAGUAAUGCUGACUGUUUUGUUUGUGUGUUCCUGAGUCAUGGCGAGAACGAUCACGUGUAUGCAUACGAUACCUACAUCAAAAUUGAGACAAUCACUGACAUGUUCAGAGGAGACAAGUGCCAGAGUCUGGUAGGAAAACCAAAGAUAUUUAUCAUUCAGGCAUGUCGAGGUGAUAAACAUGAUGACCCAGUUAUUGUUCAGGAUUCACUAGACGGUAGUGAUAAAUCCAUUGUCAAUGAGACUGAAGUGGAUGCAGCUGGUAUCUAUACCCUGCCUGCUGGUGCAGACUUUAUCAUGUGCUACUCUGUGGCACAAGGUUACUUUUCUCAUCGUGAAACUAUAAAUGGCUCCUGGUAUAUUCAAGAUUUGUGCGAGGCACUUAGGAAGCACGGCUCUUCCUUGGAGUUCACGGAACUUCCUACUCUCGUUAACAGGAAAGUAUCUUAUCGCAAAGUGGAUAUGUGCAGAGACAUUAAUGCUAUAGGAAAAAAACAGAUUCCUUGUUUUGCCUCAAUGUUAACUAAAAAAUUGUAUUUUCAUCCAAAAUCUAAGUAGAUUGUCAGUGAAUAAUGACAACCAUUAAUUAGUACUCACUGCAGAGGUGAAAGCCACACCAUCUUAGUUCAGGAGACUAAUAUUCUACAAGAUUGUCUGCAAAAAUGCUGGGAUCAAACGUUAUAGUUUGUAUAUACAAUAGUCUCCAAAAUCUUAAAGCAAGUUUAAAGCUAGUUUUACAGCUCUGUUAAUCUCAGGGAAUUCAGGAAAAGUUGACUGGUGCAAAACUAUUAGGUGCUCAGAUUUUAUGGGAACUGGUACUCUAGAUUACUUUUUUCCUUAAAAGUUUUUUGGUGUCUAACUAUGGCACAUUUUAAUACUUGCAAAACAUUUCAAAUGUUGCUUAGGUUAACUUGCUCCAAGAGCACAGUUGACAGGGAAUAUGUAGGGCAUCUUUUGAAAUUUGUGGGCAGCAGUAUCCACCUUCCAAUUUCUGGGCAUUUAUUGAGCUUUUUAGAUGUUGUUUUUUUCUCUCAACACUAAAGAGGAGCUUAAUUACUUGAGUACAAUUGUAGCAUUAAUACAGAUAUAAGACUGCUUUUUGCUUGCAACAUCAUUUAUGUAUGGGACACAACUACAGCUUGCUGGUGCUUUGUAUCUUAAGGAGAAAAGCAAGCAGUAGUUAAGUGAGACCAUGCUCCACUUGCUUAGUAUGACUUUGGGUAAGCUCACCUUGCACGUAUCUCUAAAGCUGAAGCACAUAAUUUCAAGGUUCCAGGCUUACUUACAACUUCUGGUAAUCUCUAGGCAGCUCUGCAAAAUACUAUAUGUGCAAGCCUUUAUACUAAAGACCUUGGUGCUGUAUCAGCCUUUUCCUCUUCUUGGCCUCAGAGGAGAUCAGCCAUACGGUCACUGUGUACAUAAAAGUGAUGGUGCACUUGUCACCACAGGACAUUUCAGCAUGGGAUUGUUACUACUGCAGCAUCAGCAGUAGCUCAAUGAUACUGACUGAAAGCAAAUAUUCUUUUUAUUAUUUUUUACAUUAUUGGUACAUAUGCCUAACCCUGGGGGACAGUGGAGAACUCAAGAAAAGUGUUUUAAUCCACUUUCCUGGCUCUAAAGUAAUUGAUUUAAUGGCUCUGCUUCAGUUAAAUCUUUCCAUAUACCAUGUCCUGGCUCAUAGAUGUUAAGUCUUCCUAUGACUAUUUUUAAGCUUUGUAUAAAUCAUGUAUGUCUGAUUUUUUUAUAAAUUCUUUCAAUAAAAUACAACCGUGAAACAAAUUA
Melopsittacus undulatus (budgerigar) is the source of this 2474-nucleotide messenger RNA. It is a transcript of the gene CASP6, whose product is annotated as caspase 6. Gene Ontology annotation, biological process: positive regulation of neuron apoptotic process; apoptotic process. NCBI's taxonomy places the organism in Eukaryota, Metazoa, Chordata, Aves, Psittaciformes, Psittaculidae. The coding region runs from base 339 to 1250 and encodes 303 amino acids. The transcript is spliced from 8 exons. Gene Ontology annotation, cellular component: cytoplasm. The record is from RefSeq and is a predicted model, not a curated record.